Molecule: messenger RNA, 5596 nt
Organism: Lates calcarifer (barramundi perch)
Lineage: Eukaryota; Metazoa; Chordata; Actinopteri; Centropomidae
Gene: timm21
Product: translocase of inner mitochondrial membrane 21
Exons: 10
Coding region: 266-1021 (251 amino acids)
Biological process (GO): protein import into mitochondrial matrix
Cellular component (GO): TIM23 mitochondrial import inner membrane translocase complex
Source: RefSeq, a predicted model, not a curated record
UAUGAGUGACGACAAAAGUAUGCGCCUCACGAAUACACACCACAACUGGUUUGACACACACCAGCUCAGUAGCAUAAUAUGUCCGAGUGUGUUAGUUGUUAUCGUUAUAAGUUGUGCAUUCAUGUCUUAAAGUAAGUUACUUUUAUAUUAUUACUUCCUACGGUAGGUCACUUUCUCUUGUAGCUAGCUGUCGACCGUGCUAACUCUGCUUGCUAGCUGGCUGUGCUGAUAACAGAGUUUAAGCUAACCCACAGAGGACACACUCAUGGCUUACACACAGAUACUGAAAGCCCUGCAUCGAAGUUUGCAGCAUGCAGCGACACCGUACGCCGUGCAGACAUGUAAACUCACACAGGUCAGCCUGCUCAUCCACACACACAGGACACUGUCAACUGUGUCCAGACCGACCCUCCACAGAAGGGCUCCUUCGUCUGUUCUCCCAGCACUGAGCUGCUUCAUUGAAUCACAGAGGCGGCGGGGUAUUUCUCUCGCCUUCACAGCCAGAAAUCAGAGCAGCCCCGAGAACAGAGACAAGUCAGUUUCCAGGUAUCAGAGUGGGAGCCCAAAGCCUUCAGCUGCACAGAAAGUGAAGGACGCCGGCAGAGACUUCACCUACUUGAUAGUUGUCCUCAUCGGGCUUGGAGUUACAGGUGGGCUGUUAUAUGUGGUGUUCCAGGAGCUGUUUUCUUCCUCCAGUCCGAAUAAAAUCUAUGGAAAAGCAUUCGACAAAGUCAAGUCACACCCAGAAGUGAUUGGUGCAUUUGGGGAGCCAAUCAAAUGUUAUGGUGAGACCACCCGCCGAGGAAGGAGGCAGCAAGUCAGUCACUUGGAGUAUCUGAAGGAUGGACUGAAGCAUAUGAGACUUAAGUUUUACAUCGAAGGUUCAGAACCAGGCCUCAAGGGAACUGUACAUUCAGAGUCAAAAGAGAAUAAUGAAACUGGAAAAUAUGAGUUUCGUUAUAUAUUUGUGGAGAUAGACACCUACCCAAGACGGACCAUCAUUGUGGAAGAUAACCGAUAAGAAAAGAUGAUGGACUUCACUGAAAAUAAGUGAAUAAUGUGUGUCAGAUUGUGGCAGACAAGGCAGACAAAUAGCUGAGGAUGUAAACUUUAAUUUACUAUUUUACGUUGUUGUGUUAAACAUCAACAGUUUAAACUUUUCUACAGUAAUGCACCGGUCAGCAUUUGGUGAAGGGCUUUGCAAAGCACAGUCUUUUUCACAGAUAUAAAAUGAUCAUCUGACUCUUAUGUGGUUUCUGUUUUAUUAAUCAUACACAUGCCACUGUCUUGGUUUUUAUUUUUGGCUAAAGACAGGUUGUGAAUCUUGACGUAAUAUGAAAUCAAAAAUGCUGUUAAAUUGUAAUGAAAAUGUUUGUGCACAGAGACACAUAUACAACAAAAAUAUCAGUGUUUUAUUUUUUCUGACAGUGUUGAAACCAUGUGAUUGAUCUUUUAGCUUUAUAGAAUUGUAUGUAUGGUUUAAUUGGGGCAUUAGCAGUAAUUUUAGCAAAAGCGUUUAGUCCUAAAAACGUUAAAAUACUGUGGCAAGUCUGUUAUUUUAGAGAUCUUGAAACUCGCAUUGUAAAACAAUGACCACUAGAUGGCGGCAAAGAAUCGAGAUGGAGCAACCUCAAACGACCUUUUAAAUUAUUUAAAUAUUUUUCAUUCAUUUACAGUUUCAUGUGUAUGUAUUUGACUGGGUAUUUUGAAUAGCUUUCAGUAUAUUUUGGAAGGUAUGAAGGGGAAAACAGACAUUGAAGAUUCUACAGUAACUGAGCGUCUGAUUUUAAACAAUGAACACUCAAGUUAUUCUUGGAGUGGUUUCGCUUCUUAAUAAAAUAGUUUAUUCUUGUUUUUCAUUCGUUGAUACCGUUCAUAUACAAUAUUGUGAGAGUGUAUUUGUAUGUUCAUAUUUUGUCUCUUUAUUAUUCCUUUGUCCGACAAAUGCUGUGCUGCCUUCCAUGACCCUCGGAAAUAUUAAAAUUUAUGAUGGACCUCUACGAAACGCCCCAGCUAUAACUCGGACAAAUCACUUUUUUAUUACUUGUGUCAGCACUGACGCUGAGAUGUGACCUCCGUAGGGACAGGGAACUUUAUUACUAUGGUGAAUAAUUUAACGGUUGUAUUGUUUGAGGUAUUUUUCAUCUAGGGGCCACACUUUUUGAUAAUUGAAACAUCAACUAUGAUCCCAAAUGAAACGGGAUUUCUCAUUUUCAUUUAUUCUAGUGUGGUAUUAACUAAUUCCGUGCUGCAUACGUGUAAUACAUCGGGCACCAUGGGGCUAUUUGGAGAUAUAAUUUCCUGACUGCAACAAUAGCACUUGAACGUAAAAUAUCAGAUUAAUUGUAACUGGGGAGCAGUUUACGGGAAGCACCGAAGGCAACAGUCUCGUGAACGCCGCCCACUGUGAGACCAAAGGCAGCAUUGAACGCACAGGGAUGAGCUAAGUCAGUUAACGCUAGCUUAAACUGUAAGACUAGUGUAGUUGUUUUUUCAGUGUUGAGUUAACGACCAGUUUUCCGAGCAACUACCGAGUCGCCUUGUAUAUAAUACCAAGAAGGUAUGUUCAUAAAGCAGUUUAAUUUCAGUUGUUGUUUUUGUUCUCCGCGUGGGUAAAUAGAGUAACGGCUGUUGUUGUCGUUGUGGCCUGCUACACGAUAGACGAGCUAAACUAGCGGUAGCCUCAGCUGGUUCCUGGAGCUCUCUACUCGCAUCACAUCCCAGAAACGACAAGGGAAAUGGCACACCUAUCCACCUAACUCAGAAGGCGUCGCUUUAAAGGCAAGUUGUGUUUCUGGCCAAGGAUCAGCGAGUUAUUCCUCAGCUAUGAGAGCCUGUACACAGUGACAUCUCACAGAAAUGGAGCUGUACUGGUACAUAGUUGUCAUCAUAUUCAUCAUCAUCAAGAUAUUUUUCUAUGUGUGCUGGUAUCGAUCAAGACAGAGGCAACUGGCAGCAUACCUGAGCAACCCACGCAAUGCCCAGAUAGUUAUUGUUGGAGGAAGGGCCUACCUUCAUCAGAUGUGUGAGAGACAAAGUCAAACAUCUGUCUGGCCCAGUUGGUAUGGUGUUCAGGAUGACCUGUCAAUAGAAGAGCCCUCUACAGCCCUGCCACCAGCUGCAUCCUUCUCCCACCUUGACAUGCCACCACCAUAUGAGGCAGUCUCUGGAGAGGAUGAUCUGAAGCCACCUCCCUACAGCGAAUGCGCUCACGGUGACGAGGCCGGCGCCCCUCGCCCCUCCCAUCACGCCCCUCUCAUCUCUGAGGGAGGAGACCUGACUAGCAUAAACGAAGCCCCGCCGCCCUACACGCCAUCUCCCCACACACAAGUCAGCCAACAAGAAGGCCCUGCGAGCCACAUUGAGUCCCAGUCGGAGAGCAGGUCCACUUAAUCAGCCCCUAAUGCCAGUUUGCCUUUUCCAUGCACUGCCUUCCUACAUUCAACCUCAGUGAUCGUUGCCAGCCUAACUCUCAUCACAUGAGAGCAAGAUGUUUAUUUGGAUGCGAGCGUAUGCGUGCAUGUUUGUGUGUAUGUGUGUGUUUGGUGAUUUUUAGAACCGAGUUGUUUUUCUACUUUGUAUUGUUUAAAAAAAAAGUGGUCAUCUGAUGAGUUUGGCAAUAACAGAUGACAUCAGCAAGCCUGUGUGCCUCAGUCAGGACCGCAGAACCUGCCUCCCAGCUAUGAUGAGGAUAAUACCCUUGACCUCUAAGCUCAAAGGGAAUCUGUGAGAUACAGAUAAGCAGAGAGAGACAGAGACUUCAAAGUGUGCUUUUUUUUUUUUUUCAAAUAAGGCUUUCUCCCCCUGUAUGUCUGAGGCCACCUCCUUUCACAGAUUAACUCAUUUUAAAAGCAUGAUUGGGCAGAUGACAGGUUUUACUUCCUGUUACUGUGAUGCAUUGUACACAAUAGCAGGAACUACAUAUGGGACAUCACUUCAUCUUUGUGUGUCUGUCUAUAGACAUCGUCAUGAUCACAGUAACUCAGUAACCGUGAUCCCUGAUGCAAAAUUCAUAGUGUCUAAUUAGAUUUCAGAGCAUCUUGCUGUGUACAUGUGCAUAUUAAAUAAAUUGUAUCAACUUCUUCAAACUUUUAUUACUCUCAGUGUUUCAUCGAUGUCGCACAUUUGUUAUGUGGAGACAAAGUAUGUUGAUGAAGAACUAUUUGGUAACGAAUGUACUAAUUGUCUUAAAUAAUGACCUCAUUAGCAUCAGUGCUCUUGCUUAAUAUAUCAUGGUGAUUAUACCGGGACAUCAGGCAAUUCAAGUGCCUAUUAACAUCUGUGAGUGGAAGUGAGCGAGGGCAAACAGAAGAGGGGGGAACAAGUUGAUGAAAUAAAUGAACACAGUAGACGGCAGUAGACGAGAGAUUGUUCAUCUGUUGAUGAUCACCAUUACUGCUGGAUUCUGUCUGUUUCUGCUCUGCAUUAGUUUCUGCUCUGCAUUACCUGUAUGCCAAGAUGCAAGGUUCUGUGUGAACAGUAUAAACAUUUAUUUUGUUACGUCUCUGUCUUUAAAAAGUUAUGGAGUUCAACAGUCUUCAGAACCACAAAAGAAUAUUUGUUGCUCAGUCCCUAAACUCAUACGACAACACAUUUCAUGUAGUUGUUGACCCAGCUGUAAGAUAAUCAGAUUUGAUUUUAUGAAUUGUAAUGUUGAGCUGGAGGCUCAGAUGAAAAAUGAUCUUAAAAUGAAAAAAGGGUUAACAUCCAGGAAACAGCUCAAGCUUAAAAUUUUUUUGGAGCUGAAAGCUGCAUUCAACGUGGUCACUAAGAAGUCAUCAACAAAACUCACUUAUUGCUUUUUUCCCAUAAUUGUUGCAAAAGGAAGACUAACCUUUUUUUUUUUUUCUUUAACAAGCACUCUUCUGUUUCUUCUUCUUCAUGUUAAUCAGCCACAGGCCAGCCAAGUGUGUAUGUUUCCUCUGGUGUAUUUUCUGUCAUAGUAUUGCUUUGAGAAAUGUUAUUACUGUGCUUCUUGCAUCACUGCAUUUCAGAUAACUCAGAAAUAGCACUGUAAAAUGAUACUCUCAAGUAAUCCACCUCUCAUGUUUGUUCAGCAAAAAUAUAAUCUGUGUACAGUUUCUGAUAAAAAAAAAAAUGGAAAGGAAAGAAAAACUAUGAACGCUGUGUAAAUGUAUUUUUCCACCUAUGGGAAAGUAUAUAAAAAGGAGUCUUAGUGGGGAAUCUGAAUUCAAAAUGUUAAAAUGUAAUGGGUUAUAAUGAUAAUCCUGUAUUGUGAUGACAAAUCGUGGAGCAUCCAUCACUGACGCCUUCCACAAAAUCUUACCUGUGGUUUUACAAUCUGAGGGAUGCAACAGAGAAGCUGCAAGAUACAAAUAUGAAUACAGCUUUGAACUCAGUUGACAUCACUAACAGCAGCAGCAUGAUGAUGAUUGACUACCUAAACUAUAGUAUUACAGGCUUCUACUAUAAUGUACGUCCUGUUUGUUAACUUCAUGUUCAUUCCUGUGGUGGGUGGCCAAUCAGAUCUCUCCAGUGAGUAGCUUUGUGAGUUAAGGGGAAUUUACUUUUUUUUUUUUUUUUUUUGUCUGGUUCGGGGGGAAAUACGUCUUCUGUAUUAAACUGUUGUUCAUAA